AUGCCGGCCCUCCGCUUCCUAACCAUUCAGACCCUCAACUUGCAGGCACCGCUUAGGGCGCCCUCUGUUUAUCCACUCAUCGAACGCUUGGCGCUCACGGUGGCGUACCCUCUCGCCAUAAACCUCGCGUCUUCCUUCCCCAACCUCACUCACCUUCGAAUACGGAUGCUGCCUUCAGACCACGGCGCGGCAUCGCACACCAUUGUCGAUUCCAUCAAGUUCGCGUUACUCCAGAAUCUGGAUCUGUGCGGCGAUCGUCUCAUCGUUGACCUACUGGAGAGGAUCGAAUGCCCUGAAAUCCGCGAAUUAAGGCUCGCGAUAACGGGCGGUCAAGGGAUGUUGGUGGGCGAAGGGCUUUCGGAUAUCAUCCGCUUUGUCAAAGGGUCGUCGAAGUUGGAGCAGAUGGCGUUAUCUGGACUCUUGCCUCCCACUACGACGGUGUUGCUCGAAUCGUGUCAGGAAGUCCAGGUGUCGUCCCUCGAGUUGGACAUGUGGCCUUACAGCGACAGCGAUCCUCCACGAACUCUCCUCCCGAGAAUCCGCAAGCUUUCGAUUUGGGGCAUCGGAACCUUCGAUGACGACCCUCAAGAACAACUGCGAACGGAGUCGUUCCUGAAGUACCUGGAGAGAAGGUGGAUGGAACCAGAACUGGUCGAUGGAGGUGCACAUGGGGGAGGAGUAGCGCGGUUGGAGGAAGUGGUUGUCGGGAAGCACAUGCUGCUGGAUCAGUUUCCAGAUGCUGAAGUGGAGGCGCUUCGGGCGCGGGGGAUGAAUAUUGUCGUGCGGGAGAAUUGGGAUAGUGGCGGCGAUGGGUCGCUUAUCUCUCGAGGCUACUAG
This is a messenger RNA of Coprinopsis cinerea okayama7#130, 837 nucleotides long. RefSeq lists its product as hypothetical. The transcript is spliced from 2 exons. The record is from RefSeq and is a predicted model, not a curated record. The coding region runs from base 1 to 837 and encodes 278 amino acids. NCBI's taxonomy places the organism in Eukaryota, Fungi, Basidiomycota, Agaricomycetes, Agaricales, Psathyrellaceae.